Messenger RNA from Penicillium oxalicum, 876 nucleotides. RefSeq lists its product as uncharacterized. The transcript is spliced from 6 exons. Bases 1 to 876 code for a protein of 291 amino acids. The record is from RefSeq and is a predicted model, not a curated record. Lineage: Eukaryota; Fungi; Ascomycota; Eurotiomycetes; Eurotiales; Aspergillaceae.
AUGUCUCCCAACACUGUGCAAAUUGAACGACCUCUCCGCAGUGUUGAUUGCAAAGUGAUCAUUGCGAGCCGCCGAUCCAAUCGAUCGCGGCUCCAGGCGAUCCGACAGUAUUCCGAAUCUGACGCCAAGAGACUCAUCCAGCGAUUUGAAUGUCUUGAUCAUGCCAACGUUCUCUCAGCUCGGGACUGCUACCUCGACGGGCUCUCCCUCUACGCACUAGUUAAAGAUCUUCCCCUCACACUGCAGCAUCUUGUGUCGUGCCCCAGGAUCUAUCCCACCGAGCUGGAGUUAGGGUCGAUAAUGUCUCAGAUCCUGGCUGGACUACAUUGUCUGAGCACCGUUGGGCUCUUUCAUGAAUCUCUUUCAUGUCGUGAAAUACUGCUCGGCCUAGAUGGAAUGGUUAAGAUUGCCUGUCUCGAGAAAUGCAUAGAGGGGUCACCAUCCGAGUCACAGACAAGAUAUAUCACAGCUCUACCAUCUAUAAUUAUGUCACUUAUACAAAAGCACGAGAAGGUGAAAGGGAUUGUGGGGGUAGAUGACAUGCAUCGCUGGCCGGUCGACUCAGCAAGCGUUGGAUUCUUGUCUGCUUCCUCGCUGGCACAAUCCAUCGCAUCACUGCAAAAUCAUCCCCUCGUUGCCACGAGGCGCCGACCUGCGGCGGAUCUCGUCAUGCUAGCACGGAUUGUGUUCAUUGCCGCGGAAGUUCCAGUCUCUUACGAAAUCGAAGGACUGCUAGCAAAUGAGGCUUCGGAUGAGGCGAAAGAAACAACUCACAGCAAGAUCACCAAGGUCAUUGCGGUCAUUGAUGAUAGCGGCCACGAAGUAUCGACUCCGGCAGAUAUUCCCCAUCUGGAUAACACACAUCCGGAACUUUAG